This is a messenger RNA of Pelodiscus sinensis (Chinese soft-shelled turtle), 4832 nucleotides long. The record is from RefSeq and is a predicted model, not a curated record. NCBI's taxonomy places the organism in Eukaryota, Metazoa, Chordata, Testudines, Trionychidae.
CUCUGGGCCGGGCCCUUCCCUCCGCGUUGUAGCUGCAGCCACGGCACCUUGCAGCAGCCGCCGGAGGUCGGGUCGGCGGCGGAGGCUGAGCCGCGCAGCGCCCGUGGGCAAAGGCGGCGGCAGGUGAUGGUGCGCGGCCCCCGCCCGGAGCAGCAGCAGCAGCGGCGUCUGGGAAGAAGCCGUGAGGGACCCCCCGGCUCAGCGCCCGCCCCGUCGCCACCUUCCCCCCUCCCGCCACGGGGAUAGCUGCAGUCACUGUGGACAAUAAGUACAGAUGCUGGUGGUGAGCUAUGGCGGCUGAUGAUAAAGUUGCCAUUUUAACUGAUGAUGAAGAGGAGCAGAAGAGAAAGUAUGUGCUUGCUGAUCCUUUCAAUGGAAUUUCCAAGGAGCAAGAUCAUCAGCCUCAAAAUGAAACUCCUUCAACAGAGACUACCACUAUCCCAGAUGAGGAGUUAGACUGGUUAGAAAGACACUGUGUCAAAAUAAAUAAUGAUCUUCUGAUCUCCAAGGUCUUUUAUUUUUUCUUUUAUUCUGCAUAUGGCUCUCUUUACCCAUUGCUUCCUGUGUAUUAUAAGCAGCUGGGCAUGUCACCUAGUCAGAGUGGACUCUUGGUGGGCAUCAGAUACUUUAUUGAGUUCUGCAGUGCUCCUUUCUGGGGAGUCGUGGCAGAUCGCUUUAAAAAAGGGAAAGUUGUCCUUCUCUUCUCUCUUUUAUGUUGGAUUUUAUUUAACCUGGGGAUUGGAUUUGUUAGACCAGCCACUUUAAGAUGUGUACCAAAGGUUCCUCCACCACCUCAUCCCUCCAAUGCCAGUCACCUUGUAACAUCGCUGCCACAAAAUGCCUCCAUUUCGUCUCUCUUAACUACAGCUAGUGCUACAUCACAAAAAGGUCGUGGGAAACGGCGCCUAUUAGCUAACAGUCCUCCACCUUUGGAAUGGUUUCCAUUUUCUGCUCCAAUUGGAGAUGGAGACCUCGCCUUGGAUAACAACAAUACACAUUUUAUUUCAAAGAAUAGUACCACUCACCCAGGACUGCCAGGAAAUCUGACCCACCCUACAAUGCCGCCUGUUGUCACUACAAAGCCAGCAUCUUUUGACCAUGUCAUGCUGAUUUAUGAUCAUCAAGAAGUAGAAGCUAUCUUUCUACUCAUUCUCUUGGUUGUCAUCAUAGGAGAGUUUUUCAGUGCCUCAUCUGUUACCAUUGUGGACACUGUGACUCUUCAGUACCUUGGCAAACACAGGGACCGCUAUGGCUUGCAGCGGAUGUGGGGUUCUCUGGGCUGGGGACUUGCCAUGCUUUCAGUGGGCAUUGGUAUAGACUAUACGCAUAUAGAAGUGAUCAUUGAAGGUCUGGGGUGUAAAGCUCCUGAAUACAAGAACUACAGGAUUGUUUUCAUAGUGUUUGGUGUACUGAUGUCAAUGGCAUUAAUUGUGGCCACCCAGUUCCGAUUCCAUUAUAACCACUACAAAGAAGAUGAAAACAAGAGGAAAGAAGUAGAGAUCCCACAGGUGGAAGGAAAUGCCUCCACUGAAUCCUCUGAUGAUAGUCCCAGCAGCCUAAGCCAGUCUCAGUCAAUCAGUUUUUGGGACCUUAUAAAGCUCCUUUGCAGUAUACAGUAUGGAUCUGUGCUGUUUGUGGCUUGGUUUAUGGGGUUUGGGUAUGGGUUUGUAUUCACCUUUCUCUACUGGCACUUGGAAGACCUGAAUGGCACUACCACCCUCUUUGGAGUCUGUUCCGUCUUGAGCCAUGUGUCUGAGCUGACUGCCUACUUCUUUAGCCACAAGUUGAUUGAACUGAUUGGUCACAUCAGAGUGCUCUAUAUUGGCCUUGCCUGUAAUACAGCUCGCUACAUUUACAUCUCGUAUCUGGAAAAUGCCUGGACUGUUCUCCCUAUGGAAGUACUUCAAGGUGUGACUCAUGCAGCCAUAUGGGCAGCUUGUAUUUCAUAUCUUAGUGGUGCAGUGCCUCCAGAAUUAAGAACUUCAGCUCAGGGGAUUUUACAAGGUCUCCACUUAGGUCUGGGCAGAGGAUGUGGAGCUAUGAUCGGAGGAGUUUUGGUCAACUACUUUGGGGCUGCUGCGACAUUCAGGGGGAUAGGAAUGGCCUGUUUAGUGAUCCUACUGCUCUUUGCAUUAAUCCAGUGGCUAGCUGUUCCUGAUGAAGAAGAAGAGAAGACAAUGCUGGCAGAAAGGAUCCCAGUGCCUUCCAGUCCUGUUCCCAUAGCAACCAUUGACCUCGUACAGCAACAGUCAGAAGAUAUCAUGCCUCGAACUGAGCCCAGACUUCCUCCCAAGAAAACCAAGCACCAAGAAGAACAGGAAGAUGUGAACAAGCCUGCAUGGGCGAUCAGUUCUUCUCCUUGGGUUACUCUGGCUUAUGCUGUCUAUCAAAUAAAGGAGAUGGUACAACUGUCUAAAAGCAAUCUGACGCCUGAGAACCAGCCUUUGCAGUGUUCACAUUACAGAGUCCCCCAGCACCUAUAUUAGAAAGCUUGGCAGAUGGGCCAAGGAUUGGACGGACUUGGAGACUGGAUAUCAUCUGAUCUUUUGGGUGCUCCCUCCAGAAUGGAGUUGGAGCACAGUGGUUGGUGAGGCAAUGUAGGAAAAUUUGUGCUGCUGCUGUCAAUGCUGGUUUCUAAAACUGUGUGGGUAAUAAAGUGCCUGUUUCUCCUAUCUGUCUGGGGGAGGAGUGGUGCAGCUUCUCCCUUAUAAAUUUGCCAUUCGUUAAACAUACAAAUGUCAUCAUUUUACCAGUCCGACAUCAGGAAGGUGAUGAUUUUGGACAUGACACUGCAGAUGUGGCAAAGCUGCAUUUAAAGAAAUCCCAACUUCGCCAGCUGUCUCCCUCCUCCCCCCAUUUGCCUGUAUUCCUGUAAAUAUCCCUAUGCGUAUGUUCUCUUUUCAGUAUGCAUGCUGAGCUUCCAUUAGCUUUAAUGAGACUACCUUGCAUGCGCAGGCAGUGAACAUCCAUGUUGAAAUUACUCUAGAAUGUCUGUUUAUAUAAGAAGAGUUUGACACCCACGUCAGAAAAAUCAAAUGUCUCCUUUUGGAUGAUAAUGAAAUCCUCAUUGACACAAUGCCAUUGUGUUGUGCUUUCUAUACAUGCUGCUCUCCCAGUUUUCCAUCAGUCUACUCUUAAGCAGUUAUUAAAAUAAGACUAACCCUAUUAGUGUCAUCAAUUGAAAAUUUGAGACAGUCACACAGAACAGGCCAAGGAAAAUAUUUUAUUGUUUGUGGUUAUCUCGCUCAAAGCUAAUCAACAAAUUUUCAUAGUGAUGGGACAUACUCUUAGUAAAUGACUUGGGCAAUUGUGCAAUCUUUUGUUGGCUCCUAUAACGCUCUGACAUUUCUGUUCUCUUAAUAACUUCUUCCCCUCUCUCAUAGCUUCAUGCAGCCAUUCAUGGAGUCUUUUUAUUAACGCUAUUGAAUUUUGGUAUUGCAUUAUCUACUUCACAUAUAACUGAUAAAAUUAAGAGCCAUUCUUAAAUAUGAUUGUUAGAAUUUGUGGGCUGGGAAUAACUAAUUUUUGUUGGGAGAAAAUUGUUUCCAUGGAAUAAUUCUAUUAAGGCACCAAUCCUGCAGGUGGGUCUGCAGUGGUUUAUCUUUGCAUUUAUGCAGUGCCUCACAGUCUCUCAGUGGGGCCUGUGUUUUUAGGUUCAAACACCAAAAGCCCUAUUUCUGCUCACCCAAAUCCAAAUGUUGAAGUUAGGUUAAAUAUGACUCUUAGUGUUUUCUCACUCCCCACUGCCUCCCCAGGGCAGUCAGCUGUUUUUUAACUGGCCAGUUUCAGUGAUCUGUCUUUCAUUUUGUGAAUGAAAGAUCUUUAAGUCACCAGUGAGUAUUCAACCAUAACAUAACAAGUAGACACUUGAGCACCUGCAAAGCAUAGCUUCUUUCCCCACUAUAUUAAAAAGUAGUGUAGACCUAGAAUGAACUGGGAUCCCAUGCCCUCCAUUUGAAGAUGCAUUGACAAUGCAUCUCUGCUCCAUGAAGCAAGAAAUAUAUUUCAGCUCCUUGGAGAAAAUGUUUGUUUUUACAAAGCACCCCCACAUUUCAGUUCUAAAUGGAAAAAAAGAUCAACACCCCCUCCCCACCGCCAUGCAUUGCUAUUGCUUUAUUUCACCUUCUUUUAGCCUGAAUUUAACAGAACACUAAACCCAGAAAACGCUGCCUAGAUAUCUUGUUACAGGUUUUUAAUAACAUUCUUAAAAGAUUUCACAUGAAAGUUGGUCAUUUGAAGGAAACACUCUAACAGCAUAGAAAAAGGGAUUAACUAGAGCAACACUCGAUUCCUCCUUAUUUCCUCCUUGCUUAUUAUAAUCCUUCAAGUAAAGGAGCAUGCUUACUGCUCUACUUACUUGAUAUAAAACACAUCUUCCGAGACAAAUUGUGAGGUUAGAAAAUGAUGUACUACUUGUAUUGAGCAAAACUUGUUUUGUCUUUGGCCCUCAGGGAAUUUGUCUUUAAAAUCAGCUCACAUGAAUCUAGUAAACAGCUUAUAAAAAUGUGCACUGAGCCAUUCAGAAAAUUGUUUUUGACUGUCUUCUUCUUGACUGAACUAGAGAAUUGCCUGCUUGAAUCACUGACCCAGUCAUUACUGCUAAGUAAAUUGGAUGAAAUUUGUAUCUUUACUGCUGCCACUCAGUGGAUCUAACUGAGAAAUAGCUUACUUAGAAAAAAAAUAUUACGGAAAUAUGGGUGGAUUUGCAGAAGGGAGCAUGAAGUAUGUUUCAGCAAACUCUAUGCAGUCAUAGAGAUUGUCUGCAUAGAGUACAAGUCUAGUUUUUUGUCUUAAAACAUAGCUAGUUUGUUUUUUGCAUGCUUCUUGUGGAA